This is a messenger RNA of Conger conger (European conger), 9026 nucleotides long. Its product is annotated as protein PRRC2A-like. Gene Ontology annotation, biological process: cell differentiation. The transcript has 17 exons. Bases 421 to 6156 code for a protein of 1911 amino acids. Lineage: Eukaryota; Metazoa; Chordata; Actinopteri; Anguilliformes; Congridae. The record is from RefSeq and is a predicted model, not a curated record.
UUUGACGGCUCUUCAAAGUGAUGGAUGCCCUCACUUUACAAGAAGCUAUCCAGUAUUUAUUUUUUUAAUUAACGAUAAGAGGGAAAGGCAGCUCAGCCAUACCAGUUAUCUGUUCUACGUCCUGUUAACACAAUUUUGCAAUAUAUUAUUUCGUCUCAUUUUGGUUUUCCGAGUUGCUAAGCUACAUUGACAGUUGCUGUUGCUAGCUGUAGGUAGCUAGCAAUGUGACGUUGAUCUAGCUGGCAAGCACGUCCUUGGCUAACUAGUUAGUUAGCUAACGUUAUAGAACAGCGAAUCCGAGUUUGUAUAGCCAGCUAGCUUUAGCUAGCUAAGUUCAUUCACAUUCGGGGAUAGUUAUCUGCUCAUAUUCGGGACGAGGCCAGUCUCAGGGCUCACCGUACUCAAUGAGCGGACAGCGCAAUGUCCGAGCGUUCUGGGCAAACGGCAAAGGGGAAGGAUGGCAAAGCCAAGUACGCGUCUCUCAACUUGUUUGACACAUACAAAGGAAAGAGCCUUGAAGCACAUAAGCCAGUUGUUACCCCCCGUCAUGGCCUUCAGUCCCUUGGUAAAGUUGCUUCUGCACGCCGCAUGCCCCCCCCAGCCAACCUGCCCAGUCUGAAGGCAGAGAACAAAGGCAACGACCCCAACGUUUCCCUCGUCCCAAAAGACGGAACAGGAUGGGCAAGCAAGCAGGAAUCUGUAGACCCAAAGAGUACCGAUGUAUUUUCAGCACAGCCGCUGGAGUCGCAGCAACCUGUGGCUACACAGACGCCUGCAUCGACCCAGCUGAAUACCCCACUGCCCCAAGAGGCCCCAGCUCCAUCCCCGGCCGCAGGGGCAAAGUCCUGGGCUCAGGCCAGUGUUACACAUGGACUGCUAGGAGAUGGUGGAAAGGGAUCAAACCAACUGUCGCCAUUCUCUCGCGAGGAAUUUCCGAGUCUGCAGGCGGCUGGAGACCAGGACAGAGCUGGCAGAGAACAGGCCACUACAGAUCAGUGGUAUGGGCCCGGACCAAGCCUCCGCCCCCAGAAUGUGACGAGUUGGCGGGAUGGGGGGGGCCGCACCGUGAAUGCGGUCCUGCCCCGGGAGGGGGUGGUGGAGGCUGGGGCCGGGGGGGCAGCAUUGAUGGACGGGUCUUCAGAGGGAGGGCAGGCCCCCCACCAACAGCAGCAGGCCCCACCCUCUCACUUACCCCCUAGAAACUCACCCGCCUCAAGCCCCGCCCUGCCCCCACCCCCUGUUUCCCCCCAGUUCCCUGCCUACCGAGGGAUCAUGCCUCCAUUUAUGUACCCUCCUUACCUGCCCUUUCCUCCUCCCUAUGGCCCACAGGGGCCCUACAGAUUCGCAGUGCCUCCUGAGGCUCCCAGGUUUUCUCGUGCGUCCCAGGAGGGGGGCCCCAGGGCUCCAGAGUUGGAGGCGGUGCAGCGCCCUUCCAUCCUCACACAGGACGACCUGAAGGAGCUGGAUGAGCUGGAUCAUGAUGGGGACGAGGGCUGGGCUGGGGCCCAUGAGGAGAUUGACUACUCUGCAAAGCUGCAGUUCAGUGAUGAUGAAGGAGAGGAAGAGGGGGGUGAGGAGAAGAGUGCAGACAAAAACUGUGCUUGGAAUAAGCAGCAACCUGCUGAGGGAAUUGCCAGUGGAGGGACUGCUUCCCACAGCCCUCCCUCCACUAAAGAAGCACCACCACCUCCCAGCAAGCCUGGCAGGACUGAGGAGGGAUUAGGGGAUUGGGGCACCUCCACCUCCCCCUCUGCUCCCUACCAGGGGCAGAGGCCGGGUGUGACGGGCCCCAGGGAGCAGCUCCACAGCCCGGCUCCACAUGUCUACAGACAGCCCAUUCCCCAGGACCGUCCCUCCCUGCAGCUUGGCACCAAGGCAGUCACACCGACCUCCUCCACCCCACUACAGAAGCUAUCCCCCUCUGCCUCAGUGGCCCAGCUAAAGCCGGCCAUCACCAAAGCCACCCCGCCGCCUCUGUCCUCUGCCUCCCCGCUCCCUCAGACCCAGGGCGAGGAUGAGGACGAGACAUGGCGGCAGCGGCGGAAGCAGUCCUCCACUGAGAUCUCAGCAGCUGUGGAGCGAGCGAGGAGACGGCGGGAGGAGGAGGAGCGAAGGAUGGAGGAGGAGCGACGGGCUGCCUGCGCUGAAAAGCUGAAGCGUCUGGACGAGAAGCAUCAGCAGAACAAGCCCGCCCCCGUCGCCGCUGGCAACCCCAGCCCCUCCCUCCCUGCCUCAGCUUCCCCCACUCUGAGUCAGCCCUCGUCUCCUUGCGUGGACUUCGAGGAGCCCCCCCUUCUCUCUGCUCAGACUGGGGCAGUAGCAGGAGGGACUGCUAACGACAGGCAAAGAGCAGGAAGUAACAGCAGCUAUGAGUCCAACACUGACUCUCAGAAUUGCCCUCCACCCUCAGAAUUGGCGUCCUUGCCUCAGGAUGUAGCAGCAGUUGUGGAAGGGAGAGAGGAGGUUGCAGGGGCCCCCAGCAUUCGAGCUGCUGGAGGUGCAGACAUGGUGAAGACUGAGGGUUUGGGAGGGGGAGGGGGACGUCAAGGGGGAAGCCUCCCUGGCCAGGGCUACUCUAAAUACCAAAAGUCUCUUCCUCCUCGUUUCCAAAGACAGCAGCAGGAGCAACUCCUGAAACAGCAACAACAAUGGCAGCAACAGCAGCAACAGCACAACCAGGUUUCCCAAAAUCAGCUUGUACCCCAAGUCUCGACAUCGCAAGGCCCCUCCCCUGGUGCCGGGACCCAGGCUGCAUCCAAACAACCCCCCUUAUAUUCACAUGGCUCGAUGGGCUGCCCACCACCCAUGCCCAUGAACUUUGACCCUCGCUGGAUGAUGAUGACACCCUACAUGGAUCCUCGACUGAUGCAGGGUCGCCCUCCACCGAUGGAUUACUACCAACCUAGCAUGCAUCCAACAGGUCUUAUUGGCCGUGAGCGCUCUGAUUCGGGGGGCUCGGGUUCAGAUCCAUUCGACCGGCCCCAGCUCCCUUCCCACCCUCAUCGAGUGACUCCUCCCAUGGACGCAAAGUUAGCUUGGGGACCAGACGUCUUUCCAGGGGGCAGUGACGGCCGGGCAGGCUUCGAGGAGGAGGAAAGUGGACUGAGGUGCAGCACCUCUCCAGUGCAUCUGCGAGACGGAGGGCCCUGUUCCGUCCAGCAGCCCUUGACUUCAUUUGUUGCACCCAACUCCUCUCCCUCAAGCUCUUCUAACCAGAUGCUGGCACCUCUUGUGAGCCAAGGGGGAGGAGUCCGUGGGGGUGGUAACCAACAUCCCCACCAUCACCAGUCCUUCAUGGGGGGUAGGAGUAACUAUAGCAGUUUCCCUGAAAAUGGUUCUAGGGUGGCCUCCCACCAGCAGCAGAGGGGUACCGGUGGUGGAUCUCUACGUGGCUACAGUCAACAGGAUGAGGGCCCCAGAGGAGGCACACUUUGGGGAGCCCCCCAUCCCCACUAUGACCGCAAUGGCCGCCACGAUCUUUCUCCCGUGGACAAUAUAACCCACUUGCAUCAUCCCCAUCCCCAUCGUCUUCAAGCCUCUCAUUUCCCCAUCCAGGUUCACAAAGCAGAGGCAGGAAGAGAGAGAGACAGGGUAGGGGACACAAAGAAAGACAACCCCAAAAGGUCUCUCCACCAAACCUGCCUCUCUUCCUCCUGCUCUUCCUCCUCAUGUUCCUCCUCCUCUGCUCGGGAUGACAACAGUGGCAAAUCUCCUCUGCAUAAUCAGCCUCCCCAGCACGAUGCGGGAGUUGGGUUGGGCGGUGGGGGACAGCCAAACCAGAUGGGCAGCCACCACGUCCUUUCCUCCCAUGCCUCGUUCAUGGCCCCUCCCCAGCGGCAGCAGCAGAAUCCCAGAUCGAACCCCCGUGGCCGUGACCAUAAGACAGAGACUCAGUGGGGGCCGAGACCUGGAAGCAGCAGCACGAGUGGCCAUAACAGGAAGUCGAGUGCAGGAGGGAGCGGCAAAGCAGAAGAGCGGCUGACAGGAGUAGGCACAGAACUUAAAGCCUGCACACCUCCUGGAAACGGUAACACUAGCAAAAGAGUGGGACCUAUCAAAAGACCUGUGCUGAAGGACAGUAAACGAGAGGGAGGAGAAGAAGAAGGAGGAGAGAAAACCCCUGGGUGCUCGGGGAAAGAUAAAGAGCCAGAGAGCAAGCCAGUUUCAGUGAAGCAAGACGCCCCAGCUAAUCAGAUUACCACUGUGCCCUCAUCUACAGGUGACACACCGCAAACAGUCAAACCUCGGAAUGGAGGGAAGGAACAGAUGGGAGGGGGGCUGGCUAAAGGGCCCAAAGACGGGGAUGCCACCUCUCUAACCCCAGCAUACUCUGCCCCUGUAUCCCGAUGGGAGAGGGAGCGUUCCCGUGAGAGGGGAGGUGGUGCACCCUACCCGCACCUAGCACCCGCAAGAGGCAGCCGAGGCAGGGGAGGGGAGUUCUAUGGGAGGGGGCGGGGCUACAGAGGACCCUAUGCAGGGAGCGGAAGUGGAGGAGUGAGCAGUAGUAGCCGUGGGAGAGCAGGAGGAAGGAGCCGGGACUACAGGCCGACUAACAGCUGUUCACAUGCCCGUAGUCAGGGCAGUAGCAUCAAGGAUUCCAGCAUCUACAAGGUGGAGGCUGCAGUGGGAAGUGGCAGGCCUGGACAGAAAGGCCCACAGUCAGUUAACACUGGGCGGCCCAGGAAUCGCAGCGAGACCAGAAGCGAAGGGUCAGAGUAUGAAGAGGUUUCAAAACGGAGGCGCCAGAGGGGAUCGGAAUCGGGCAGUGAAAGUGCAGCCAGUGACCUCGGCCUAUCUGACAAGGAAGAAAGAAAACAGCAGUCAAAAAACAGGAGUGGCAAUAAUCCCACUGUUGCCACCACAACAGCGUCUGCUGCUACCACUCAGUCUAGAGCCCCCCAGGCACGCAUAUUUACCCCGAGGGGUGUGCCAUCAAGGCGGGGCAGAGGGGGCGGGGGAGCAGGAGGGAGCAUGUACAGAAGUGGAGGUAGUGGUGGAAUGUCUAUCAGUCGCCCUGGGGCCAGUUCCAGCUCCCUCACCUGGUCCUCCAAGUCAUCCUCCUCUAUCCACAGACAUAAAAUACAGCCUGAGCCCUUCCCUCCUAAAAAAGCAGGGCCUGUGGCAGUAGGGGAGAAAAAGGACAGGUUGGCAGAUGUCGGUCAUUCUCAGAGUCAGAAUCCGAGCCCCCAGUCAGACUCCACCCUCACAGCAUCCUCAUGUGCUCUUCAGAUCUCCCUGGAAAACGGUAAUGCAGAAAACGUGCCCUUGUUAGCCAACCCUCUGGCUAAUCCCCCCUGCCUCCCUCUAGCUCUCCCUGCCCCGGAUCUUUGCGGCUUUCCUCCGCGCGGCUUUGAGCGCCCCCCCCGGCGCCGGCGGAACUGUCGCUCCCAGCACCAACAUGACAAGCCCCCGCGCUUCCGCAGGCUGAAACAGGAACGAGAGAAUGCAGCCCGAGUAAAUGGUGGCGGGACAAUAGGAGGAGGCGGACAACCGCAGCAACAGCUGACUGCACCCUCCCAGAAUUCUUUGCAGGAGGCUGAUGGUUCUCCCAGCACUGCCAUCCCAGCCACGACGCUAAAUGCAAAUCACAGUCUUGUGGCCAGUUCCAACGAAAACAACAGUAGUAAGCACCUGGGGGGAACUAAAGCAAACUCAAGUAGCCACAGUCACCAUUACACCCAGGCAACAACUCCCCAGGCCAUCUCCCAACACCUCCAUAGCCACAAUCCAGGGGGUGGAUCCAAAGAGGCUAUAGGCACCAAAUCUCCUGAUAUCUCCAACCAGAAUUCCGACCAGGCCAAUGAGGAAUGGGAGACCGCCUCAGAGAGCAGUGACUUCGCUGAUUAUCGAGAGAGAAGCAGAGGAGGGAAGGCUCCAUACUCGUCACGCUCCUUCCACUCAUCUGGAAGAGGAGGCGGAGGGGAGCGAGAGAUGACUUCAAAAGAAUCUGCUGCCAACAAGAGAAGCUUUUCCAGCCAGCGACCUGGAAUGGAGCGUCAGAACAGGAGAGUGAAUUCAGGCGGUGGGGGAGGAGGAGGAGGAGGAGGAAGGAGCCUUCGAGGGCCGGCAGGAGCCGGUGGAGGGGCCCCUAGCAAUGCAGGCAGUAGCCUUGACGAUAAGUGUGGCAACUGGUCAUCUCUCAAAUCCAGGAAGUAAUAUGAAGAUUAUUAUGAAAACUUUUGAAUUACCCCCCCCCCCCCCCCCCAUCUUUCACAUACUGUUCAGCUGUCAUUGAAACACUAUUCUUUGCGUAGUCCAGUAUAAUUUAUCUUGUAUAGCAAAAGACUGCAUAAACUUUUACUUUGUUCCCCAUCUCUCAGUCUCUCUACUCUACUGUCUCCUGCCCUUUUAUUAAAUUCACACACUACUCCAUACACAUUUCCCUGUUUAUCUGUUCUCCAGCAUUAUUCAUCAGUUAUUAUGGAAAAAUACCAUGUCUGUUAAAAGGACAUAUGUGAUUGAAACCGAAAAGCACAAAAAAUUAGCAGACAUACAAACACACUUAGUAGCAAACACUACAUGUAUUAUGGACAUACAAAGGACAUGAUGCAGAUGCUUAGAGAAGACAUUGUUUAUAUUUCUAUGUAUAUUUUUAUUAAAAUUGGGGCUGGUUGUUCAGUCGGUAACUCCCGCUUUUUCAUAUUUUAUUUUGUUCCUUUUAACAAGGAGAACAAAGCUUUUUUGUGUUGUGUCUUGUCUGUGUCUCUGUCAGUUUGUAGUCAACCUCUUACCCCUGCUACUUUAUAGGGCAUUUGAGAUCUGGAAUCAUUCGGUUCCGAAAGCCAUUGUGAUGCUGCUUAUACAGAGAUUUGGUGUGGUCAUGUUGACAAACAUGACCACGCUUUAUUCUUGUAUUUAUUCCCAAAUGAUUGUCUCUUGGUCAAUUCUAAUUUCAUGGCCAAGCAAUUCUAUUUCAUCCUGCAGUGGUUUGACUAGAAUUGCCCAGUCUACUAACAAACACACCUCCAGGUCAAAGCUAUUUUUCAUUUUUUUUUUUUGUGCCAGUUUGUUUAUUGUACCCCAUAAGCACUAUGUAGUGUGUAUGGAGUAGCUUUGCUUUGUGCAGUAUUUCAAAUUCUGCGUGUGGAGAGCCAGAAUAUGACAGAGCAUUAUGCUACCUUAUACUCUGCUGAUGUUAUUGUCAGUGUACUGUGUUGUACUAGAACACGAUUGCAUUGCGCAGCUGUCAUUCAGAUGUCUUUAUAAAUUACCAGGAUGGCAAGUUAUGUAGACCUCAGUUCUCCAUGGGUACUUUGUAAAGUUGAAAGGGAAGCCUGGUCAAAGAAUACAUUGCAUAUUUGAUUUAAGAAAAUCAUAUAAAUAAACUUCUUAUAUGCAAAGUAAAGCAUUCUCAUCCUGUAAACCUCAAACAUAACCAUGUUAUAUUCAAUGAUGUAAGCUGGGCUUUUUGCCCUUUUUUGAGUGACCGAGAAGAUAAAUUCCUGCUGGAAAAAAAAAAUAUAUAUAUAUAUAUAUAUAUAUAUAUAUAUAUCUUCAGAUAUUGUAGCUCUCUAAGCAAUUAAAGAUUCAAAGAAUCAUGUAUACAGGUUUGUAUCGGUGUGUAGUGUGUGUGGUGAUGAUUUGCUCUUUUUCUUAUUUUAUUUAAUGAAAACAUAAGCUAAACAACUAAUGUUUGAAAUAAAAAAACACAUUCCAGAAGCAUGGAAUGGACAACUUCAUUGGUUUUGUUUCCUACUGUCUCCCAUGUAUGACUGUCAUCAACUGUUUUAUAAUGCUUAAGCUGUGUUCACAAGUUUUUAAACUAAAUGGCAAAUGUUUUUUGACCAGACUUCCCCUCAGAACCACUACCUUAACUGUGUUGGUGACGGUAUGUUGACUGAAAUCUGGACUACUGUGUGAUUGAUGUGAAGUUUUGCAUAUUCUCUGUUCACUACAGAGAGGCCUUUUAUUAUUAGAAUUUAAUGACUAUAACAAAACAUGACAGGAUUGUGUAAGUUACAGGAAAAUUGACUCCUGUGCAUUCUAACCACAUGCACACAAACGAGAACAUGAAAUUGUCAGGCUAGGUUUGAGAAAUAGAGAAUUUGACGUGUUUUACAUUUUUACAUAGAACUGUUUUCACCACAGUUGUAUUUGUUUCAUUUUCUGGAUAACCAGAGAUUUGGAAAGUAGCACAUUUGAAGUGUUGGUGUGUGAUUAUGCGUGUAUCUUUUGAGUGGAAAUGUUUUUCCCCAGUUUCUGCAUAUCCUUUCUUCAGAUGUACUUUAAACAGAGGAAGGACAGACAUGCACAGUUAAGUUGUUCAUUUUGCAUAUACGUGUUCUCAAAAGCUUAUGUGUAUCCAAAUGAACAUCUGUUUAGUUACUGGUGUUAAUCUUUGUCACCAUCAACAGAGUUUAAAAAGUAAUUGUAUGAUGUUUCUUUUUUACAAUUACAAUGUGAUCUUCCGCAUCUUGCAUGGUUUCGCCCCUGUGAUAUUGGUCUAUUGAAAUCUCCCUGUCCAUUUUUGGAGUACUUAAACAUGAUAUUGGUAUAUUACUUCACUUGUUUGUCUCUUAGGUUCAACAUAACAAUUUUGUAUGGAAACUUUUUUUAUAUAUAUAUAUACACAGGCAUUUAAGUGUAUUUCCAACAAUGUAAUAGAAAUGAAGAGUUCAAGCUUCUAACAUUUAAAUGCAACCAUAAAUCUACACCAGACCUGGGUCAAAUAUAUAAUUGUUUUUGAGUCAAAUAUCUUUUAUGCUUUACUGAGCUUGUCUGGUGUAAUGAAACCUAUAAAAGACUCAAAAAGUGUAAUCCCUGCCUUCUGGUUUGCUUGAUUGGCUGAAUUGCACCAGGCAAGAUUGCUCAAGCACUGAAAAGUAUUUAAAUCUGUAACGGUUACAUAUUUGACCCAGGUCUGAUAUACGUAAGUAUGUAUAUUUCUAUAUUAAAAGCUGAUCUUGCCCAGUUUACAUUCCCACAAAUGGAUGUUGGCAUUUAAAAGUUAAAGGGAGCAGCAAAGUGUCUUAUUAUAGUAAAAUAAUUCAAAGUAAAAUAAAGUAAAAUUCAUUUUGUUUGGAAAA